This is a messenger RNA of Symbiodinium sp. CCMP2592, 576 nucleotides long. The record is from the annotation of a GenBank genome assembly. NCBI's taxonomy places the organism in Eukaryota, Dinophyceae, Suessiales, Symbiodiniaceae.
AUGUUCACGAAUGACCCAUCUUUGGCAGAGGCCUACCAUGAGGGCUUCCGCGCCCAAGCAGCCAAGUGGCCGCACAACCCACUGGACGGGGUAAUCAGUUGGCUGAGGAAGGAGGUGCCCAAGGAGGCUGUGAUCGGCGACUUUGGCUGCGGCGACGCACGGCUCGCGCUAGAGCUGAGCAAGCGGAAGGUUCAUUCCUUCGACCUCGUCAAGAUCAACGAGAGGGUUACAGCCUGCAACCUGGCUCACGUGCCGCUGUCCAGAGCGUCGCUGGACGUGGCCAUCUUUUGCCUGGCACUGAUGGGCACAGAUUGGAUCAAGUUCGUGGAAGAGGCACACCGCUGUUUGAAGCCGGGAGGUCUCUGCCACAUUGUGGAGGUGGAGUCCAGAUUCGCCGAUGUGCAAGCUGUCGUCAGGACGAUAGAGGCAGUGGGCUUCCAGCGCCUCUUCGUGACUCCUGGGAGCUUCUUCGUGGAGCUGCGCUUCAAGCGCAGCAAGAGCGAGGAGCCCACGGCGGGAUCUUCACGCAAGAAGGUCGGCAAGAAGCGCAAGAAGGAUGUGGACGGAGGUGCUUGA